Ogataea philodendri is the source of this 306-nucleotide messenger RNA. RefSeq lists its product as uncharacterized. The transcript has a single exon. Gene Ontology annotation, molecular function: ATPase activator activity. Gene Ontology annotation, cellular component: PAM complex, Tim23 associated import motor. The record is from RefSeq and is a predicted model, not a curated record. Bases 1 to 306 code for a protein of 101 amino acids. NCBI's taxonomy places the organism in Eukaryota, Fungi, Ascomycota, Pichiomycetes, Pichiales, Pichiaceae. Gene Ontology annotation, biological process: protein import into mitochondrial matrix.
AUGGGCCCCCAUCAAAUCGCCGCCUUGAACAAUAUCAACCUCAAGCCCGUCAGCUCCAAAGACCCGUUCUGGAUGUACCAAGGCGGGUUUUACGAGAAGAUGAACGAGGCGGAGGCGCUGUUGAUCCUGGAGAUCCAGCCGGACGAGAUCCUCCAUCUCACUCACGACCUGUUGAAGAAAAGACACCGCAGAAUGAUGUUGCUGAACCACCCGGACAAAGGCGGCUCUGAGUACAUUGCGCUCAAGAUCAACAGAGCAAAGGAGAUCCUCGAAGACAGCUACAUGUUCACUGGUCCCAAGGACUAG